UUUAAUACUUCAAACGUAGACACAGAGUACCGAUGUUAUAUAAUUAGUGUCUAAUCUGGUGGAUUUUUUUACAUGGAAAGAAACAUAUACCUAGCCAAUGUAAUUCGUUUUUACCAAAAAAAUGUGCCAAGUGUUUUUAUAUAGUUCGCCUUACUGCAGAAGUUAAUUUGGUCAAGACUCGUGUAUUAUGCUUUUUAUUAUGGUUUAUAGUUUCAGAUAUACGUGACAUGGUUGUUACGUCUGUGUACUGGUUAUUUUUUGCUGUAAGUAUACUUAAUGUAUUUUUUCCCUUUUGUGUGCUUUGCUAAUUAAUUAAUUAUUGUGGAUUUUGCUGAAUCAUAAUUGAGUAUACUCAAAAGUCAGGCUAGUAAUGCUACAGUAUUGCAUCUAAUCAAUGUCUAAAUUUAAGUUCAUUUGGGGUUAUGCGGAUCUGGUGUGUUGCUGGUUUACCGAUAAUAAUAAUUUCAACUCAUAUUUUUGUUAACUUUAUGCUCGCUGAUUUUUUUAAUUUUAAAAGUUCGCAUUGAUUAUCCUUUCUAAUUGACUGGAUAUGGACAAUUUUCAUAGGUUUCAUUUUCAGUGUUGACCAUCCAGGCAGUGGAUUCUGGGAAAAUGACUUACGGUCUAGUUUACCGACCAGCAGGCUUGCAUUCGGGAGCUUCUGCAGCAUCAGUGUCAUCAUCAACAUCACCCUCCAGUACUGAGAAAUCACAACUUGAAGGGAAUGAAACUGUGAUUUCUACCCGAACAGAGCAGCCUGAUAUCAACGAGUCAUUCAUUAGCUCGAGCAAAACAACCCCAAGCAAUGUUUCUUUGAAUGAUGAUACUGAUAGUGAUGGCUCAAAGUACACUGAAAAUGAUAUUCUACCCUGGUUAAUGCAGUCUGCCGCCAACCCACCUUAUACACCAAAAAGUAAACCAAUUGAAGCAUCAUCUCGUCAAUACCAAGUUACAGAAAAUGCUGAAGUUGAUGCAAACACUCGUAAAAAACGGACUCAUGGCCAUGAUCACAAUCAAAAGGAAGACGAUAGUCAUAAGGAAAAUAAGAAAGUUGGCGGUAAAUCAAAUCACCAUAAAGAAGAAGGUAAAAAAGGCAAAGAAGGCAAAGAAGCUGGAGAAAAAAAAUACACUAAGAAAGGUGGUAAAAAAGGCGGAUAUGAAGAGAAGAAAAAAGAGGAAGGCGGAUCUGGCAAAAUGAAGAAAAAGAAGAAAACCGCUGAUUACAAAACUGAAAAAAAGCGAAAGAAAGGUUCUUUCAAAAAGGGCUUUAACGAUAAAUAUCGUUUUGAUAAAGAAGAUAAAGUGGAGGAAUUCUGGCAUAGUCAUCAUGAAAAAGGAGUAUUUCGUAAAUUUGGGCGUAAAAAAUCAAGUGAACAAGAAGAAAAAAAAGGAAGCAAAAAGAAGAAAAAGAAAAAGGGUAAGAAGAAAACUAAAAAAACGAAGAAACAGGGUAAAAAAGAAAAGAAAGAAGGCCACAAGGAGGAUUCUGGUCAUAAGUCUGAGAAAGGAAGCAAACAUACUUAUCACCAUGAAACAGAAUAUGGAAAAAAUAAAAAAUCAAAAUCAUCCAAGGAAAAGAAAAUCAAGUGACAUGUUAUUUAAGGAUAUUUUAAAUACGAGUGUUUUAAUGUUUGUAUUAUGUAUUACUUACUACUAGAUAUGGCGCGUUUUAUUAACGAAAAAUGUAAAGAAAAUCAAAAUAUAGUAUUUUUACGAUAGCAGGUGGUGUGGUGAUGUCGUUAGAUAUGUAGAUAGGCAACUUAUCCAACAUACACUUCAGACGUUAUGUUUGAAAGGGUUCAAAUAAGUAUUAUAAAUUUUUCUUGCGUUAUAAAAUAUGUAAAUCAUCCCAUGUUCAGCCUUACUUUCUCACAAUUAUUUUUUCUCCUAAUGAAUGGCAAAUGAACAAAACUUUAGUACGAAAUCUGAUUAUUUAAGCAGGUGUAACACCUUGAUAACUUGUCAGUUUCUCGUCAAUAAUAAAAUAAAAUAUUUAUUAACAGAAAUUCAAGAGGGAAACAAUGAGAAUAUAGUGUCUAAUAUAGCUUGAAAUAUUUUUCAGUCGUCAAGUCGCGACUUUCAAAGGGUCAUGUUUUAAAAUGACGAGAAAAAGUUCAUAUAAAAUUGGAAUUGUUGAUGUUGGUAUUUUAUGCUUUUAAAUACACAUAUAUACCUAAUUUGUUUUUUAAAAAAAUAAUUAAGAUACCUGAUUAUAUUUUAAUUUUAUUGGCAGGCUGUACCUUGGU
Molecule: messenger RNA, 2246 nt
Organism: Planococcus citri (citrus mealybug)
Lineage: Eukaryota; Metazoa; Arthropoda; Insecta; Hemiptera; Pseudococcidae
Product: high mobility group nucleosome-binding domain-containing protein 5-like
Exons: 4
Coding region: 613-1590 (325 amino acids)
Source: RefSeq, a predicted model, not a curated record